This is a messenger RNA of Vicia villosa (hairy vetch), 1527 nucleotides long. RefSeq names its product F-box/kelch-repeat protein At3g23880-like. The transcript has 3 exons. Lineage: Eukaryota; Viridiplantae; Streptophyta; Magnoliopsida; Fabales; Fabaceae. The record is from RefSeq and is a predicted model, not a curated record. The coding region runs from base 1 to 1527 and encodes 508 amino acids. Gene Ontology annotation, molecular function: protein binding.
AUGAAUCCAGCGGCGGUAUUCCUCCACAACGAUCUCGUCACAGAAGUUCUUUCCGCUCUUCCGGUGAAAUCUCUAGUUCGUUUUAAGAGUGUCAGUAAGCAUUGGAAGACCCUCAUCACCGAUGAUUCCUUCGUGAAGUUGCAUCUUAGGAGAUCACAAACACGAAAUCAAUGCUUAACAUUAGUAACAUCUCACGUAAAAGAUCGCUGUGUUGUUCCAUACCCUAUAAGCAGAUUACUCGAUAACCCCUCAUUCACCCUUUUUAAUGAACCUCACCAUCGUUUGAAAUACAACAUAUGUGAACGUAUAGUUGGUUCAUGCAAUGGCUUAAUUCUUUUUUCGGAUAAACUUUCCGAUUUUGACUCUAAUAUAGAGUGUUGGAUUAGAACUUACUGGCUCACUGUUUGGAACCCGGCCACCAGGAAAGCUUCUGAAUGUUUUGGGUAUAUUCGUCAAUUUACUGAAUAUACGGGUCAACAACUUUUCAACUUUGCAUUUGGAUGUGAUAAUUCCAAUGACACUUAUAAAGUAGUGGCGUUCUGUUACCUUGAAGAUGAAUUUAAAACCGAGGUGAGAGUUCUUAGUUUAGGUGAUUAUGUUUGGAGAACUGUUGAAUGUUUCAUGAAUGUUAUUCUUCCGCAAGAUUAUGUGUAUUUGAAUGAAACUAUUAACUGGUUGGCUAUUCACAAGGGUAAGGAUGUAAGGGUUGACCAGCUUGUUAUUGUUUCAUUUGAUUUGAGAACAGAAACAUACACGGAAAUGGGUGUUCCUUGUGGUUUUAAUCAAGUCUUGCCGAAACAGCCGGAGCCAACUCUUGGCUGGUUGGAAGGCUGCCUUUGUUUUUCUUGUUACUAUCAAGAAAAGGAUUUUGUUAUAUGGCUGAUGAAAGAAUUUGGAAUUGAAGAUUCUUGGACUCAAUUCCUUAAAUUGAAUAAUCUAAAUCUUCGAAUAGAUUAUAACUAUAUUGAUAGACUUCCGUGGGUGCCAUUGCUUUUGUCUGAUGAUACACUGAUACUGACGAGCCAUAAUGAAUCUCAGGCAAUUAUCUAUAAUUGGAGAAAUAAUAGAGUAAUUCGAACAAACAUUAUUGCUAGUAGAAGCAGCUCUUUAGAUUGGAAGGAUGCCAAAGUUUAUGUUGAAAGCUUAGUUCCAAUUUCUAAUAAACACUCUGCGAUUAUACAUGUUAAUGUUCCCAAGAGUUCUCUCGCGGAUGUCCAAGAGGUCUACAAUACUAGUAGGCGAGAUCAAUUUCUCAUGAAGCUUCGUGCAAAAUUUGAGGUUGUCAGAGGUGCUUUGCUGAAUAGGAAUCCUGUUCCUUCUUUAGAUACAUGUGUUGGUGAACUUCUCAGAGAGGAACAACGUCUUGCUACUCAAGGAUCCAUGUCUCACGAUGUUGUCAUUUUCGAGUCUGCUAUGUUUGCAUAUGCUCCUCAGAGUAGAGCGUUCGCAAUCUACAUGACAGCAGCCAUAACCGCAUUGGUGUCAAUCACAUCUACAGCUACAACCACAAUUUUAAACCAUGUGUAG